AGUGCAACAAAAAUCCAACUUUCAAAGUAUAAUAAACAAUAAUGUACCAAACUUUUUUUUCUACAAAAAUAUUGAAAUAACCAAACAAAAAAAUCAAAUUCGAUUUUUUCAACGAAAAUGACUGUUUAUAAAUUGGAAAAGUUUCCUUACGUAUGCAGGAUGUGCCUAACGUCUUGUGCCGGAAAGGAAAACGUACCCUUGAGCACCGUUGAUGCCGCUUUCGAUGGAAGCAUGGGGGAUUUCAUAAGCGCAGUUACUUUCGAUAUUUCUGAGGAUAAAUCUCAUCUAUUGCCUCAAACGGCAUGUCAAAAUUGUUGGGAACUACUGAAAUUUUUUGCAAAAUUCCGUACCAAACUGUUCACUAUUCAAUUGCUGAUAAAUUCCUUGAUCGAAUUGAAGCGAUCCAACCCGGUUCCGAUAAAAGAUUUGUUUGAAAGCAAACGAGAACUUCUAGGGAUUGUAUUCAAAGACCUUGGUAUUUGCAAUAAAGAUGAAGUGGUGGUAGAUGAUUUACUCAACGAGUUCCCGAUGUACAGCAUAGCAAAUAUUUCAGAAGAAAGUGGAUAUCAGAAAGUCAAAGAGGAAAUUUUAAUAGAAGAUGAUCCAAUUUCUGAAGAUUUGGUCGAUCAAGAGGAAAUUAUUUUUGCAGAAGAAUGCACAGCGGCUGAGUUAGUCGAAUUGAUUCAACAACCCGAAGUUAAACGAAGUCGUUCAGUUAAAACCCCAGCAAAGUUUCUUGAUAAAGGCACUACUCCAAAAACUAAUAACGAUGAAUGGCUUAAACAAUUGUUGGAUAGCGAUUCUGACCCGGAUUGUUUGGAUUCAGUUGACCCCGACUCUGCAGUUAGAACAUACGGUGGCAAGAGACGCGAUGAACCUAUUCAAUGCAAGAAAUGUAAAUAUUCUACUCGGUACGUGGCUAAUUAUCGGAGCCACCAGCUAACGCAUCUUAAAAAGGAUAAAAGAGAGCACCGUUGUAAGCAGCCUGGAUGCACGGAAGUAUUCAACAAUGCACGAUUGUGCAACAACCACUACAAUCAAGCACAUAAACCAUUUGUCUGUGAGACCUGUGGAGCAAGAUUUGCCGGAAAAUGCGCACUAUCAGUACACAAAGAGCGGCACCAAAAUGAACAGAAGUAUCGUUGCAUCUACUGCGGAAAAGGCCAUAAUGCGAAAACUGAUUUAAAAAUACACAUUAACAUUCAACAUCGUGCAUCUUACUCAUUCCCGUGCGACAUAUGCGGGUUGGAGUUCAAACGGAAAGAUAUUCUGAUAAGUCACAAACGUGUUCACUCUGACGUAUAUGAUUUCAAAUGCGAUGUGUGCGCAAAAGAGUUCAAAAAAGUUUGCGCCCUCACCAGACACAAGAAAACCGUACACGAAAGGGUACGAAUACCCUGCGAGCAUUGCGACGAAACGUUUGCACGGAGAGGAAAACUUCGGGAUCAUAUCGAAUAUGUACAUGGGAUUCAAUCACGUUUCAAUUGCGAUGUUUGUCUACAGUUGUUUAACGAUCAGGAGAGUUUGAACAAGCACAAAGAUCGUCACGUGAACCCGAAAGAUCUUGAGUGUGGCGUUUGUUUAGCGUUAUUCACAUCCAAUGAAUUAUUGAACGAUCAUUUGUGUAUUUCUUACAGAGAUGACUACGAGUGCUGUGGUCGGGAUCACCGAUAUCACUAUAUCUACAAUAAGCAUAUGCUCCUCAAGCACGGAAUCAAAACAAACGUCAGAGUCAAACCCGUGCCAGGACAACUGACCGGAUACGUCCGAGCAAAAAGGAAGCGCGUCGAAACAUGUCCAAAAUGUGAAGAAAUUUUUGCGACCAGGAAUCUAAAACGGCGUCACAUGGAACAAUGCGUAGGCCCUACAGAGAACAUGGAAUUGAUCGCCGCGCAGGCAAGUUUAAUAAACGUCUAAUCACUA
This is a messenger RNA of Topomyia yanbarensis, 1923 nucleotides long. RefSeq names its product zinc finger protein 808-like. Lineage: Eukaryota; Metazoa; Arthropoda; Insecta; Diptera; Culicidae. Gene Ontology annotation, molecular function: RNA polymerase II cis-regulatory region sequence-specific DNA binding; DNA-binding transcription factor activity, RNA polymerase II-specific; zinc ion binding. Gene Ontology annotation, biological process: regulation of DNA-templated transcription. The coding region runs from base 118 to 1917 and encodes 599 amino acids. The record is from RefSeq and is a predicted model, not a curated record. Gene Ontology annotation, cellular component: nucleus. The transcript is spliced from 6 exons.